UCAGUGGCCUUUGAGGAUGUGGCUGUGGACUUCACCCCGGACGAGUGGGCUUUACUGGACCCUUCGCAGAAGAAACUCUACAGAGAUGUGAUGCGGGAAACCUUCGAGAACCUGGCCUCAGUAGGAAAAGGAAUGGAAGAUUAUGACAUUGAAGAUCAGUACAAAAACCAGGGAAGAAAACUAAGAAGUCAUAUAGAAGAGAGAAUCUAUGAAAGUGAAGCGAGUGGUCAGUGUGAGGAAAACCUCAGCCUUAUUUCAAAUCUCAGUCCGAAGAAGAAAACUUUGCCGAGAGUAAAACCAUGGGAAUACAGUGUGCAUAGGGAAGUCUUCAUGCAGCAUUCAUCGUGUAAUAGGCACAUCAGAUGUCACACUGGACACAACCCCCGUGAGUAUCAGAAAGAUGGAGAGAAGCCACGUAAAUGUAAGGCGAGUGUGAGAGCUCUCAGCUAUCUCCAAAUUUUUGAAAAACAUGAACAAAAUCACAAUGGAGGAGAGAAACCCUAUGAAUGUAAGCAGUGUACUAAAGCGUUCAGUUGUCUCAGUCGUCUACAGAGACAUGAAAGAACUCACACUGGAGAGAAACCCUAAUGUGGUAAAUUCUAUAGAGAUCACUCUAACCUACAAACACACAAAAGAAUCCAUACUGAAGAGAAACCUUAUAAAUGUAAGCAAUGUACUAAAGCAUUUAGUUGUCUUCGUUAUCUUCAAAGACAUGAAAGAAUACACACUGGAUGGAAACCCUAUAAAUGUAAACAGUGUGGUAAAGCCUUCAGAGAGUCCCGUUGCUUAACAACACACGAGAGAACUCACACUGGACAGAAACCCUACAAAUGUAAGCAGUGUACUAAAGCAUUCAUUUGUCCCAGUUCUCUUUCCAAACAUGAAAGAAAGCACAUUGAACAGAAACUUUAUAAUUGUAAGGAAUGUGGAAAAGCCUACAGAGAUUACUUUAAAUUACAAACACACAAAAGGAUCCAUACUGAAGAAAAGCCCUAUAAAUGUAAGCAAUGUACUAAAGUAUUCAGUUGUCUACGUUAUCUUCAAAGACAUGAAAGAAUACACACUGGAGAAAAACCGUAUGAAUGUAAGCAAUGUGGUAAAGCCUUCAGAGAGUCUCAUUUAUUAAAAACACAUGAGAGAACUCACACUGGAGAGAAGCCCUACAAAUGUAAGCAGUGUACUAAAGCAUUCAGUUGUCCCAAUUCUCUUAGUAAACAUAAAAUAAUGCACACUGAACAGAAACUCUAUAAAUGUAAGGAAUGUGGAAAAGCCUACAUAGAUAACUGUAAAUUACAAAAACACGAAAGAACUUACACUGGAGAGAAACCCUAUAAAUGUAGGCAGUGUCCUAAAGCAUUCAGUUGUCUCCGUUAUCUUAAAAGACAUGAGAGAAUACACACUGAAGGGACACCGUAUGAAUGUAAACAGUGUGGUAAAGCCUUCAGAGAGUCCCAUUUCUUAAAAACACAUGAGAGAACUCAUACUGGAGAGAAACCUUACGAAUGUAAGCAGUGUAAUAAAGCAUUCAGUUUUCCAAGUUCUCUUCUCAAACAUAAAAGAGUUCACACAGGAGUGAAACCCUAUGCAUGUAAGCAAUGUGGUAAAGCCUUUAGAGAGUUCCAUUACUUAAAAACACAUGAGAGAACUCACACGGGAGAGAAACCCUACGGAUGUAAGCAAUGUACUAAAGCAUUCAUUUGUCCAAGUUCUCUUAGUAAACAUAAAAGAAUGCACAGUGAACAGAAACUCUAUAAAUGUAAGGAAUGUGGAAAAACCUACAGAGAUUACUGUAAAUUAGAAACACAUGAGCGAAUUCACACUAGUGAGAAACCCUAUAAAUGUAUGCAAUGUAGUAAAGCAUUCACUUUUCCUAGUUCUCUUCGCAAACAUAUGAGAAUGCACGCUGAACAGAAACUCUAUAAAUGUAAGGAAUGUGGAAAAGCCUACAUAGAUUACUGUCAAUUACAAACGCACGAAAGAACUCAUACUGGAGAGAAACCUUAUAAAUGUAGGCAGUGUCCUAAAGCAUUCAGUUGUCUCCGUUAUCUUAAAAGGCAUGAGAGAAUACACACUGAAGGGAAACCCUACGAAUGUAAACAGUGUGGUAAAGCCUUCAGAGAGUCCCGUUUCUUAAAAAAACACGAAAGAAGUCACACUGGAGAAAAACCUUACGAAUGUAAGCAGUGUGCUAAAGUAUACCGUUAUCACAGUUCUCUACAGAAACACAAAAUAAAUCACACUGGAGAGAAACCCUAAGAAUGUGAAAAAUAUAGUAAAGCAUUCAGGUGUUUUAGCUAUCUUCCAAAACACAUAAAAUCAGACUGCAGAGAUGUUCUGUCUAUGUAAGAAAGGUGGUAAAGCCUGCAGGGAUUACAUUUCCUUACAAACACUCCAAAGAACUCAUACUGCUCAGAAACACUAUGAACGUAAAGCCUUUGGAUUUAACAGUUUUUUACCAACACACAUAUAUAUAGGAGAGACCCUGUGAAUUGAGCAAUGAGGUAAAGUUUUCAGUUCUCGUCUAAGUUUCCAAAUACAUAAAAGAAAUCUCAGUGGAGAAAAACUGUGAGUGUACAAAAUGCAGAAAUGCAUUAUUAUUUCGGUUAUCUCAGACUGCAUGACAGAACACUGGAGAGAACCAGAUGAAUGUAAACAUUGGUAAAGCCAUUAUUUGUCACAAACCAUUUGAAGACAGGAGAAUGCACCCUGUAGACACAUCAUUUGAAUGUUCGCAAUGUGAGGAAAGCUUUAAUCCUAGAUUUUUCUGAAGGUAUGAAAGUGGUCAUUGGUUAAAACCGCAAUGUAAACAGUGUGGGAACGACUUAAGUUGAUUCACAUCCUUACAAGAGAAAACUUACCAAAUAAAAUAUAAGUAUCAUGAGAAAACUUGAUGGAAAUUAAGCCACGUAUAAUGUUCCAGAAAACUUUUCACAUGAGAGUUAUUACUAAAUUUCUAAAUGUGUUUUAUCUAGCUUCUUUACAAAAGUGCAUCACUGGCAUGUAGAUUUUUACUAAUUUAUGAACUGAUUAUUGAGGUGAGAUAAUUCUGAGUCAUCUUUCAAGUAUAAUACAUAAGAUUAAUAGGUAUUGCAUUUUCCUUAAAUCAGUUAAUAUUUUCUCUUUUUCCUUUGAAGUCUGUUGGAUCCAUCAAUAAGUUGAAAUGUUUUUGAAAUAUGUAAUUAAGUUCAAUUUUUAUAAUACUGUAUUUGUUACAUUUUAAGGCUCCAUUUAAAAAGGGCAGUUUGGUAUUUGGCUUUUCCUACUGGCCUAGUGACAGUUCCUGGAUAUGCCUAGUUCCCUGUAUACAUCCUAACUUUCUUACUGAUAAAGUUUUUUGGGGGGAGGGUUGGCAAGUAUAAGAGCAUUUAUUAUUUUCCAAAAUUCCGAUAUGAAUUUAUUUGGAAUAAGUAAAUUCCAAUAUGAAUUUAUUUGGAAUAAGUCAUUAUGUAAACUGACAUGUGAGAUAGUAGGGAGGCUGGGGUGUGUAUAUAUCUUUGCUGUCAGGGUAGGAGCCUCAGUGAGUGAUGGUGUCAGUGUUGAUAAUUGGAAUUUUUACCAUGCAGUAUAUUUAAACACUGUUUCAUGCCUGUAGAAGUAAAUAGAGCACAGUACGAAAGUCCUGCAUUCUUGUGGUUAACAGGAAAGAACCCCCAUAAUGAUAUAGAUAUACCUAUACCUAUGGUUCAUCUUCAUUUUUGCAAUUGUUAAACAUUUUGUAUAAACGAUAUGUUGUCAUGAGUUUGGGCAUUGUUUUGGUGGGUUUUUAUUUUUAUUAUUAUUCAGAGACUAUCAAAGUGUGAUUUAAUAUUCACAUGCAAAUGACUUAAAACCUAAAUCUCCUGUCAGCUCAGUGUGAUACCUUUAAGAAGGAAAUGACAUACAAACUUUGCCAGAACAUUUUAGUAAUGAGAUAAUAUGUGUAAAUAUAGAAGUUGACACAUGAAGUUAGCAUGGGUAACAGGCUUUUGUUUUUCUAUUUACUGUUACACAACAAAAUUGAUCACAGAAGACAAAAAUCCAUUUAAACAAAAUCAACAGGGAAUUGUCGAGGCACCUUCUCAUAAAACACAAGAUAAUGAAUGUGAUUAUCACUCCACCUGAGAAAAUUUUUCAGUCUAAGUGAACAUCAUUUUUUUCCAUUUAAGAAUAUUUUACAGAAUUUUAGAUGGCCAGAUAAAUACAUGAAAAAAGGUAGAUAGAAAAAUGAUACAAACUAAUAAUUUAUAUUUUAAAACCCCAAAGGGUAUUAGUGGAGAUGGGAUAGUUCAAACAAUAGCUUUAAAAAAAAAAAAAUCCUAAAACAAUUGUGCACAAGCCGAAGAUUACAAAGAACUCUAGACUCUGCACUUUUUUUUUUUUUGCAUCUUUAUAUUACAUGUUUGAAAUCAACAGGAAUGCAAACUAGACCCGCCCUCUACUUGAGUGGAAAAAAGUUCAAUAUUGUACAGUUUUCUACCUCUUAAUUUUAAAAAGUGGCAUCAAUCCCUGCAUUAUUUAAGUCUGCACUGUUCUAGAGCUUUUUCAGUUUAUUCUCUGAGUAGGGCGAUAUCCACGCAAGUUUACUGUGAUCGCGCAGUGGACACAUCACAAAGCCAUGGUCACUUAGAGCAUCAUCGAAGGAAUAAUUGAGGUGAGCUGUAGAGAGUACCAUUUUGAGAAAUAUCCUCAAGUAUAAGAGAAUAUAUGAGAAAUUUUCAGUCUUUUUGUUGCAGAAGUGGCUGGAAGUCUGUGUUGAUCCACAAAGCCCCACAGCCCAUUUUGCUUUUCAAAGGUUUCAUUUCCAUGUGCUUUGACUUUCGGCACAUGAAGAAGAGUGAGAAAAAUAAUAAUUAUGAGUUAUUACAAAGCAAAGGAAUUCAGUCUAUUUUUUAUAAUGUUAACUUUCAUCUUGGAGAGGUUUCUUUCAGUUGGGAACCAUGAUAGUGUUCUUUUGGGGUGAUGUCAUGUCUUUUGUCUUUUGAUGGCAGUAUCAUACAUCUGUGGAAACUCAUAGGUACACCUAAGAUAUAUGUAGAUAUACAUAUUUAUAAUUUACAAUUUAUGUAUAAGCAAAUGCGUGUGUCUAAGAAACAACAGAAUUGCUUUCAUAUGCCAGGAAAACAUCAAACUCUUGAACAACUCAAGCCCACUCUGUGCCUGCUUGGAAACAUCUUUAGAAAUUUAUGUGUAUCCUACUCUAGAAAAUGUCUCUAAGGCAACACCAGGGGCCUUUGUCCGAAGAGGGUGACAGAAGCAGAUGUAGAAACUAUUUCAUGGGCACAUUUCCUUCCACCAUGGUAAUUCCAGCUAUAGCAUAUUUAUCAGCUCUGCUUGUUUACUUAUUCACAUGACACUUAAUGAUUGACUUCGAAUGGAGAAAACGAAUAGCUCAAGGGUUUGUCAAAAUAACAGUCACUUUAUUGUUGUCUUCCCCACACCCCUUCUUUUAUUCAUCCAAAAGUUUUUAAACCACCCACAGUGGACUUAUUUGUCCACACUUUUUGGUAUUAGAAACUAUUCUCUUCUGCUGGAUAUACACGCAAUUAGAGCCUCUACUGACAACUGACAGAGUCUCUGUGAUUGAUCCUCCAAAACAAGCUUCCCAAUUUGAUCUUGGGUCAUGCAUGCAGGACCCCACAGGCUUUCCCCCAGAGUCUUACCCUGGAAUAAGCAAAGAGCCCAAAGCGGUGCCUCUGGCAUAUUCCAUAUACAGCAGGAAGUGUGUUCUGUUCUGUGAUUCGAUCCAUGUUGAAAGAGGUCACCUUUCUAGACACACUGUUCACUUUGGGAGUCCCUUGGGAGCAUGCAAAUGACCAAGGCAUUUAUACUUUUAUGGACAAGUGUGCCA
Molecule: messenger RNA, 5827 nt
Organism: Pteropus alecto (black flying fox)
Lineage: Eukaryota; Metazoa; Chordata; Mammalia; Chiroptera; Pteropodidae
Product: zinc finger protein 791-like
Biological process (GO): regulation of transcription by RNA polymerase II
Molecular function (GO): DNA-binding transcription factor activity, RNA polymerase II-specific; RNA polymerase II cis-regulatory region sequence-specific DNA binding
Source: RefSeq, a predicted model, not a curated record